CACCCUCGUCCAUCCUGCUUUGCUGUGCAGAUCCCCGGCCUUCCUUCUCCUAGCCACAUCAGAAGGAACAAAAGAAGGAGCAGCGCCGAGUAGCAAAGGACAACUAAAACCAUCAUGUCGGACGCAAACGCAGACACGGUCGAGUACGCCGCCGCCGGUGAGGCCGUCAUCCACAAUGCUCAGGCAGACGGCGCCAAGCACCCUGAGGCGGCCAUCGGCCGCCCGCUCACUGUGCCAAGCAAGAUCGAGGGGUUGCAUCUGUCAGACAACGGGCUGGUCUACCCAACCGAGGAUGAGCGCCGCACGCUCCGCCGCGUACCCGCCGCUCUGCCCUGGAUGGCGUUCUGGGUCGCAUUCUGCGAGCUAGCAGAGCGCUUCUCAUACUACGGCUGCACGCAGGUUUUCCAAAAUUACAUUCAGCGUCCGCGCCCAUCAUACGACUAUGGCGGCCUCACUGGCGCCAACCGCAGCCAUGAGGGCAACGCUGGCGCGCUCGGCAUGGGCCAGAAGGUCGCGACGGGGCUGACAACGUUCAACUCGUUCUGGGUGUACUGCACGCCGCUCCUCGGCGCCUACCUCGCCGACGCGCACUGGGGCCGAUUCAAGACAAUCUGCAUCGCCGUCGCCAUCGCGUCAAUCGGACACAUCAUGCUCAUCAUCAACGGCAUUCCCCAUGUCAUGGAUAACCCGGACGGCGCACUGGCCUGCUUUGUCAUCAGCGUCAUCGUCAUGGGCUUCGGCACCGGCUUCUUCAAGUCCAACGUCGCCCCUCUCAUCGCCGAGCAGGUCGCCGGGCAGAAGCAGAUCGUGCGCGUCACCAAUUCCGGCGAGCGCGUCAUCGUCGACCCCACGCUCACCAUUUCGCGGCUAUUUAUGUACUUUUACCUUGCCAUCAACAUUGGCGCCGUCCUGGGCCAGGUCGGCAUGUCGUUCAGUGCCAAAUACGUUGGCUACUGGCUUGCCUUCACGCUGCCGACGGUUGUCUUCUUGCUGUGCAUCCCCGUGCUAUACUUUGGGCGGAACCGCUAUGUGCGCUCGCCACCCUCGGGUUCAGUGCUGGCGAACGCGCUGCGCCUACUGCGCUUCGCGAUACGCCGUCGCGGCUGGAGUUUCAACCCCCGCGCCGACGACUUCUGGACCAACGUCUUACCAAGCAGCUUUGCCGCCGAGGACAGACCUAAGUGGAUGACCUUCGACGACCAGUGGGUCAUGGAGGUCCGCCGUGGCUUCAAGGCGUGCGCCGUCUUUGGCCUUUACCCGCUCUACUGGCUCUGCUACAACCAGAUCAACAGUGCGUCGCAAAGCAUGAUGCGGAAUGCUCUACGGUCGAGUGUACUGUCGCUGAUUCUUCUCCCUUUAUUCUGUAUCAUGUUCUUCCGUGCAGACAACCUUACCAGUCAAGCUGGCGUGAUGGUCAAGAAUGGCGUGCCCAAUGAGAUCACCGCGCAACUCGAUCCGCUCUUCAUCAUUGUUCUCGUUCCCUUCCUUGACUGGAUCGUCUACCCGCUCCUGCGCCGCUUCGGCUUUAACUUCAGCCCGCUCAAGCGCAUCUGCGCCGGUUUCUUCUGCGCCUCAUUCGCGAUGGUCUGGGCUGCCGUCGUGCAGCACUACAUCUACGUCAAGAGCCCCUGCGGCACGGACACGUCAGGAAACCUCCCUGGCACGAGCAUCCAGUGCCCCCCGGCGCCGAUGAGCAUGUGGAUCCAGUCGGGCUGCUACGCGCUUAUCGCGUUGUCGGAGAUCUUUACAUCGAUUACCGGUCUCGAGUACGCGUUCACCAAGGCACCCGGCAACAUGAAGUCGCUCGUCAUGUCGCUGUACCUGUUUCAGACGGCACUCGCCAACGCGCUCGGUUUUGCGUUCGUCGAGCUCGCCGGUGACCCGAACCUGGUGAUCAACUACGGCGUCUUUGCCGGCCUGGCUUUCGUCGGGGGCUGCCUUUUCUGGUUCUUCUUCCACAAUCUCGAUAAGGAGGAAGACGCUCUGAACAACCUUGACGAAGGAGUGUACGGCAAGCAGGACGCUGUCGGCAAUGCUACAGCCGCGACCAACUCGUUCGACGAGAAGUAUGGUUAAUUACUUGAAAAAAUAGGGAACAUGCGAAGUAGGGCCCGCUCGCCCUUUCUUUUUCCUUCUGUCGAGCAAGCUUCUUUUAUAGACCAAAUCGCUUCUUGGGAAGGGUUCAAGUGGGAAGGAGGUAUUGCAUCCACUUCUUGUCAUCUUUGCUUUCUCAUGCAUACCGUGCAUCAAUCACCCUGCUCUUGUUUUGCUACCCUGCGAUGGACGCCCAGUUCGCGCGCU
Molecule: messenger RNA, 2301 nt
Organism: Tilletiaria anomala UBC 951
Lineage: Eukaryota; Fungi; Basidiomycota; Exobasidiomycetes; Georgefischeriales; Tilletiariaceae
Product: putative PTR2-Di-and tripeptide permease
Exons: 5
Coding region: 115-2076 (653 amino acids)
Biological process (GO): transmembrane transport
Cellular component (GO): membrane
Molecular function (GO): dipeptide transmembrane transporter activity
Source: RefSeq, a predicted model, not a curated record